This is a messenger RNA of Sungouiella intermedia, 402 nucleotides long. The record is from the annotation of a GenBank genome assembly. Lineage: Eukaryota; Fungi; Ascomycota; Pichiomycetes; Serinales; Metschnikowiaceae.
AUGACUGAUAACUCGCUUGCUGAAGAAGGAUUUGAAGGAUCCCAAUUGUUUGACUUCAUGAGAAGUGUGGUGGAAGAUGACCCAGAACUUAAAAAGAAGUCUAUCCAGAAGGUGAAUGCGGUCACGGUAAUCACGUUGAAGAACGCCAAAGGCAACACCAAGUCGUGGUUGUUAGACUUCAAGAAAAGUGGAGAGGUAACCAAGUUGGAAGGGAAACCUCCAAAGGCAGAGCUCCAAUUGCAGAUGAGAGAUGUGGACUUCAUCAAAUUGAUCAACAAUGAAGCAAAUCCACAAAGAAUGUACAUGGCGGGCAAAUUGAAGAUUAAGGGUAAUAUUGUCAAGGCUGCAUCCAUUGAGCCAUUCUUAAGAUCGGUAGACCCAAGAGAGAAGGCUAAGUUGUAG